This is a messenger RNA of Alternaria alternata, 1814 nucleotides long. RefSeq lists its product as hypothetical. Bases 264 to 1523 code for a protein of 419 amino acids. Lineage: Eukaryota; Fungi; Ascomycota; Dothideomycetes; Pleosporales; Pleosporaceae. The transcript is spliced from 3 exons. The record is from RefSeq and is a predicted model, not a curated record.
AGGAAGGGUUUUGGUCUUACAUGAGCUAGUAUAGGGUCUUUCCCUGUCGCGCGAUGGCUGGGGAUUGUUCAUCAACUACGCCCGUCUACCUUUUCUUUAUUUCUUGUGAGUGUCUGUGUUCCGGGGUCUUCUCGCUCUCUACAUGGCUUUGUCACGCUGAACGUCAAAUACCCGGAAGUGUCACGAACGUUUAAACACACCUCGCCACUAGGCCUCCCAGGCUUGGGUAAUCCUGUUGAGGAUUCUCUACAAAAGAACUCGAUAUGGCGUACAGUCCCAAUGGAAGCGGAUCGAGUGGUCUCCUUCCUCCUAUCUCGGUGCUUGCCAAGUGGCCGGUUCCGAAUUACGAUGACCCCGUUACUCGUUCCAGAGCCGUUCUCAUUACAUCGUGUGCUCUGGGAUCCGUCAUGCUUGUCACAGUGGGAGCCAGAAUGUGGGCAAGAGCUAUCAUACAAAGGAACGCAGGGCUCGAUGACUGGAUUAUAACGGCUGCAAUGAUACCAACAGUUGGACUUACUGUCGUGGUAUGUCUAGCAACCGAAAAGUACGACUUCAAUCGCCACAUAUGGGACGUCCAUCCAAACAUGUACGUCCCUGAGCGCAAGAUAACCUUCAUCCUCUACCUCUUAUACAUUGUGUCUGGUGGAAUGAUCAAGAUCUCCAUCCUCCUUUUCUACCGCCGCCUCGACUCGCGCUCUAUAACCCGAAGUUUCCGGAUCGCGACCUGGAUUAACAUCAUCGCCAUCGGCAUCUUCUGCAUUGCAUUCGUCGUCGUGCUCUUCACAGCUUGCACACCUUUUGAAGCCUUCUGGUAUCAGUUCGACAUCGCCAAGCAAAUCGCAGGAUAUUCAUACCACUGUUGGGUCAACGAAUAUGCAGAUCUGCUAUCAGCGAGCAUAAUUAGCGCAGUGCAGGAUGCCGUUGCCGCUUUUCUUCCUACAAUCCUAUACUGGAACCUGCAAAUCCCUCGUCGCCAGAAGAUUGCUUUAGGUGCCAUCUUCGCUCUCGGCUACCUAGUCUGCAUCGUCGCGGGUGUUCGUUCCUACUAUGUCUACCGCAUCUUCAACAACCCAUUGUACGAUUCAACCUGGGAGUCAUGGCCUGCGUGGCUUCUCUGCAUGUUGGAGAUUCAAUUGGGGGCUAUUUGUGCUAGUGCGCCGGCCCUCAAAGUAUUCUUUACGCAUUACUUCAAGGUGGCCGCGAGUAUGUAUGGAUCCAGCCGGGGUACGGCAUCCAGUGUUAAGAAAGACGGUUCAUGGUGGAGAUCGACGGGUACGGGCUCGGCGAGUAUGGCAACCAUGGUGUCGAGGCCGGAACAGGAAGGGUAUCUUAGGCAACUGGGAGCAGGCCAUAUUGUGGAUGAGGAAGGGGGGAUUGUGCUACAGGAGGGAAAGAAAUUCGAUGGGCGGACAGGAACCGGUAGAUAUGAUGGAUGGACUGAGAACCAAAGACAUGACGGACGGACAGAGAGUAACAGGUUUGAUGGUAGGACGGAAAGUAUCGAAACCUUCAUCUUUACUUGAGAUAGGGUAUGAGAAGAACCCAUUCGACAAACAACCACCUCGAUGCAUAACGAAAGUAUCAUGGAUGGUCUCCACGAGUUCACUAAAAAGGACAAAUUACGACAUGUCACGAAGUAUAAGAUGGUAUCCUAGCCUGUUCUGUUGGUCAAGACCUCCACAAUACUCUCGCUCGUCCAGACUUCGUAGUUAGUUCUCGGGCGUAUGGAGUGGAUUGGCUAAACCCGUAGCUCUAUCACAUUGUCUCUUUGGACGUGGUUGAAAGAAAAACGAACACUAGAUGAUGGAGCUGCG